Molecule: messenger RNA, 1134 nt
Organism: Malassezia globosa CBS 7966
Lineage: Eukaryota; Fungi; Basidiomycota; Malasseziomycetes; Malasseziales; Malasseziaceae
Exons: 1
Coding region: 1-1134 (377 amino acids)
Biological process (GO): translational initiation
Cellular component (GO): eukaryotic translation initiation factor 4F complex
Molecular function (GO): translation initiation factor activity; RNA 7-methylguanosine cap binding
Source: RefSeq, a predicted model, not a curated record
AUGCCCAGUCUUAAUGACAUUCGUGCUCGCUUGAAUCAGCGUGGCGUUGAUAUCACCUCCUCUGCUUGGAGCCCUAAAAAACAAAAAAACACUUCUUCUGUCGGAAGCGAAACAAGUUUAUCCCCGACGAAAGAGAAAGGAAUAUCAAAAAUGGAAACACUUGGUCGUGCCGAAGUUGAAGGUCACAUGUCAACGCAGCCCUUGGAGCAGUCGAAGCCAUCUAAACCUUUGCAACCAUUGCAUUCAUCUGAGACAUCAACAUCUUCAUCGGCCUCUUCUGAACCGGACCCGACGGUCCAGCGAGGGUCAGGCGUUGUUGCGGACUCUUUCGCGCGUGUCUCUGUGACAAGGACUGGCCGCGAAGCUGCGAUGGAGGCAAAGCAUGGGGUCAAGCAUCCGCUUGAAAAUGAAUGGACAUUGUACUACGACUUGCAAAAACUUCAUGGCUCGGCAAGCAGCGAUCAAUAUGAAGCAACACUCAAGCGCGUAGGCCACUUCACAACGCUUGAGUCCUUCUUUGACACAUUUGCAACGCUGCAUCGUCCGAGUCGACUGGAGAAAAACUCCAACUAUCAUUUCUUCAAGAAUGGCGUCAAACCCCUGUGGGAGGAUCCAGAGAAUGCAUCUGGGGGGCGCUGGGUUAUUACGCUACGUGAUCGUGGACAGACUGCGGGCAGUCGUGCUGGUCAUGAGGCGUUACUGGACCGCAGUUGGAUGUGGCUUGUUCUGGCUCUUAUCGGUGAGACUCUCGAAGAGAACGAUCUCGUCACUGGCGCUGUGUGCUCAUUGAGAGGCAAAGGUGAUCGCAUCACUGUUUGGACGCGUAGGAAAGAGCCAGUGGACGAAAUUAAUUCUCUGGGCCAGCGCCUCCUCGAAUUGCUCGAGCUCCAAGAUGAGCCCGGUAUCCAGAUGGACUUCAGCGUGAAUUCUGGGUCCAAAGAAAGUCAACAACAGUCUUACAUGCGAAAACAUCUCACAAGUCAUGCGCCAUCUGCACAAAAACAAUUUCUGCAAGAACCCCAGUCUCGUGAAUCGACGCUGGGGACCUGGCUCGAUACCAAUGCGACACUUCAUCCCGCUGAUCAUGUGCGAUACUACGCCCAUCAGCUACAUUCUAACGAUCAACCAAAGUAG